UCGAGGAAUUAAGUGUUAAAAGCUCACGCCGAGCUUGGUCACUGCUUUCUUCUUUGGUCUUUCAAGGUUUAGCCUCUGGAUAUAGCCUCUACCCAAAGUCACCGACAAAAAAAAAGUACUUUCAUCACUGUUUAACGAGACAGUGAUCUUUAAGACACAAAAGGCCGGAUUCGUAUUUGAAGGUUCAAAGGGAUCUCUAGCCAAAAUGUUCUGGAAGAUUCUCUUCCUUGCAUUCUUGAUUGGUCAUAGUUACCAGUGUCCCAAGAAUUACGGAAAGUUGGAACUUAAAGGGGUAAAAGAUACCUGUCAGCGAAUCGAAAACGGAACCGAUCCGCCUUGGUUAAGAAUCACCUGUCAUCUUUGGUGUCGUUGGUAUUGUAUCCUGACGUGGUGCAGAGACUUCGCUUUUUGUCUCAAGCAAUCCGUUGAUUGGCAAAAAGAAUGCACUUGGAGGAUUAAUAAACUCAUUUGGCGAAGUCGUUCUAAAAAUAUAAAGAUGGAGUCUGUAAACGGUGGCCCAUCAUAUAGUUUUGACGUCCAGAGAUGUUAUAAGGAAAUCUACAUAAAUAUAAGGUUAUUCAAUGGCACAAUGCAAGGAAAUGGUGCUAAGCCAGGAGCGGAAAGCCUCCGUAAGGAGGAUAUCUUCAAUUCUUCAAACACCAUUCUUCAGCGUCUUACAAAAGAGAUACGUAACAAAAGUCAACUAAAGCAGGAAGAGAUAGAGGACGUCUUUCUUGAAUUGACCUCUUUGGAGACAUCCCUGUUGGAAUACGGACAGUAUAACCUCAAUCGCACAACAAGUGAAUUUAAUAUGAGCAGCAUACACAUGGAUGUUCUUGUCAGGAAAAUCUCCUACCGAAACCACAGCCACCACUUUCGUCUGGAGGAACCUACGGGAGAAAAUCUCCUAAUCAUUCCAUCGGCAAAUUUGGACAAUGGUUCAGUGAUACUCGGAGUGAUAUAUAAAGACCUCCAUCAACUAUUUACCAGAAACCAACCAGAGAACAGUACCCUGAACAAUCCAAGGGAAGUCAACUCCAUUAUUUUGGCUGCCACAAUAAUUCCUUCGCCCACGAGACUACAGGAAAAUAUAACUUUGAAGUUCAAAAACAUGAAGAAUGCAAAUAACGAGAAAAAGUGUAUGUUCUGGAACAUGUUCGAUGAGAGUUCCAUUGGCUGGUCAGGAGAAGGGUGCUACGUCAAAUCUACUGAUGCAUACCAAACAGAAUGCACAUGCAAUCAUUUGACUCAUUUUGCUGUUCUUCUGGACACAUCAUCUGGUACAGAGACUGCCGAUAUAUCAGAGAAAGACGAAAAGAACUUGGAAAUUCUCACAUACGUCGGGCUGACCCUUUCUGUUAUUGGUAUCACAUUGACGAUAAUCAGCUAUCUUACUCUCACAGACAUGAGAGGACCUUUAUCCCAGAUUCGAGUGAGUCUCGUCACUUCUCUUGGUGCAGGACAAAUCAUGUUUCUCGCCGGGAUUGGAGCGACUGGGAACAAGGGAGGUUGCCUUACAGUGGCAGCCCUUAUGCAGUAUUUUUUGAUGGCUGCCUUUUGUUGGAUGCUGGUCGAGGGAAUUUACCUCUACCUGUUUGUUGUGAAAGUUUACAACGUUGGCGACAAAUUAAGAAUGUGCCAUGGAAUUUCAUGGGGCCUUCCCGCGCUCAUCGUUGCCAUAUCACUAAGUAUUGCAGCUGGAAAAGAUGGGAUCGAAAGUUUUGUGGCUGAUAAAUACUGCUGGAUGUCUUCUGCCAAUGGCCUGAUCUGGAUAUUUAUAGUAUUUAUUGUGCUGAUUGAAUUUUUCAACAUUCUGAUCCUCGGGCGGGUUAUCAAGGAGAUGGUGACUAUGCAACAAGAGAAGGACAAACAUAGCGAGCAAAUAAGACUUGGUGUCAAGGCAUGCAUAGUUAUGAUUCCUCUGCUGGGGAUCUCGUGGUUAUUUGGGUUAUUGGCACCAUUACAUAAAGCUUUCGCCUACAUCUUCACGAUCCUCAACUCUACACAGGGUUUCUUGAUCUUUCUUCUUCACUGCGUGAGGAACAGCGAGGUAAGGGCUCGUUUGAAAAGAAGGAUUCAGGCCAUCUUCCCAGCUGUGGAUGAUGGGACUAGUACAAAACGAACAUCCGUUGUGCCCUCGGAAGUAAAUGAGGAUUCCACAGCCAUUGCUGCGCCCAGAAAAAUAAAGGUUCAGCCACUGAGUAACGGCGAAAAAACUAAAAAAGUUCCGAGCAAAACCUCUGUGUAGUUGUCAAUUUGUUACAUUGUACAUAACAACUAUAACUUCGUAGUGCGGCAUAUACAAGGAAAAUAUUGUAAGUUAGGAAUCCGGCAGCUAAUUAUUUAAUACAAUAUCAGAAUAGAACUCUUACAGAAAAGCCACGAAAAAAAAACCAAAACAAAAAAAUAAAUAAA
This is a messenger RNA of Pocillopora verrucosa, 2415 nucleotides long. RefSeq names its product adhesion G-protein coupled receptor D1. Gene Ontology annotation, molecular function: G protein-coupled receptor activity. The record is from RefSeq and is a predicted model, not a curated record. NCBI's taxonomy places the organism in Eukaryota, Metazoa, Cnidaria, Anthozoa, Scleractinia, Pocilloporidae. Gene Ontology annotation, biological process: adenylate cyclase-activating G protein-coupled receptor signaling pathway; cell surface receptor signaling pathway. Gene Ontology annotation, cellular component: plasma membrane.